ACAUGGAAUAUGAACUGAAGAACUCUUACUCUGAACAUCAAAUUGUUCUCAGACUUUCAGAGAUGCCAUCUUAAUGGGCUUUUUAUAGAACAUUCAUUUUCACCAAAGGAAUAAUAUAUACCUUACAGGAAAUUUGGGGUAAUAGUAAGAAUGAAACCACUAUGCCUGAUCAUGGGCCUUUUGGCUCUUGCAACAUGUUUCUUGGUCAAUGAAACUUCUGCAGAAGCUCAAAAACAUAUGCUGUCUGGAUAGGCUACAUAAUCCUGCCAUUUACUACAGCUAGCAGUUCACAGAAGACAGAAGAGGACAGAGCCCAGUUAAGACACUUUCCUCUGUGGACUAACAGCUCCAUGUCAUCAUUUCCUUUUCCUCAGUGUGAAGAUCCUAACAUCAGCCUGAUUUAUGACUCAUCAUGAUUCAGUGAAGUUAUUUGCAGACAGAACAGACUCACUGGGGAGUAAGAUAAGUGGUGACUUUUCUGUAAAACAACUAGAGCAGCUGCAGAUGCUAUUAUCCCGGGUAGAAGGGAGCAGAUGGGAAGGAUGAAAGGGCUCUACUUGACACUGGGCCUCUUGGCACUCACAACCUGCUUCUCAACAAGUACAACACAAGAGAGACAAAAUAGGCUGAAAAAUAGACUACAAAUGAAUCCAUCUGCACAAGCAUCAUCUUCACCUCAGCAAAUACUUUUCUUAAGGAAAAGUGGUAGGAUUCCCACUCAGCUAAAUCCAUCUGCGCAACAAAGACUUGGAGGCUCUCGAGCCUAUUUAAAUCCCGCUGGUCCAAAGAGAUCUCCAAAGAUAAAAUCUAGUCAAAGCUCUGCUGUACAGCAAAUUAGCCGAAAACCCUCAAAUUACCUGAAUUUUCCAGUUAAAACAAGAUCUAGAACUAUCAAAUUUGAUGUAAAUAAACGUGCCCAAAAGUUAAUUAAAAGUAAUAAACUUCUCAUGGAUACCUACACUCAUUUAAAAUUAGAUAAAUCCAAAAUUCCUUCAUAUCAAAAAAACAUGAAGCCCAAAACUAAGCUAAACUUAUUAAGUAAACCAAGAAUACCUAGCCAACCAAAAUCUCAGUCAAAAAUAUCUGAACAAAAUCAAAAUAAACGCAAAAAAGAACAGCGUGUUAUAAAGAGAAAUCACCUAAGUGGGACUAAAAACCAUCAAAUUAGCCAACCAAAAGCUAGUCAAAAAUCUGCCCAUCAAAAAAGCCACCAACUCCAAAAUAACAUAAAUAUAACAGCUCACAAAAGAUCUAGCAAUACCAAAUCUCAUAUACUCAAAACUAAAAUAUUACCAAGGAAAUCUAAAUCUCUUUCCAGGGUAAAUAAUCAACAGAACUCAGAUUUGACUAAGUUAUCCGCAACUUCAACUGGUAAAAAAUAUAGUCAACGUCAAACAAGGCAACAAAGAUUAGGUCCACGGAAAACAUCUGGUAAAUCAAAACUUCUAAAAUACAACAGAAGUAAGAAGGUAAAGCAGAAAACUGGUCCAAAUAAACCUGAUCCAACUGGACCCAGACAUGAUCAACCUGGUCAACCCAAGCCUGGUCAAAAAAAUUACAAACAAAAUGUCAACCAUCUCCCAAAUCAAAUGAAUUCAACAGCUCCCCUCAAAAUUAACAAACCCAAAUCUCAGCAAGGAAAAAUGGUUAAAAAAUCUCCAAGAAAACCUAAGCCUCACUUUAUAACCAAAGUUGAGCAAAAUCCAAAAAAAUCUAAUUCACCUGUAGUUUUAGUUGGUAAACGAAAUGGCCAGCACCAACCUAAACCACAAGCAAUAGGUUCACAUAAAAUAUAUACACUAUCAAAGCUUCAUAAUAAUGCAAUCAAGAAACAACGAAUUAGUCCAACAAAGACUUCUGAACAAAAGAAAAUUAACCAAAGGAAGUAUCAUCUAAAUUCUACUAAAGAAUCUGGAAACUCGAAACCUGUUGCAAACAGAUCAAAAAAAAACAAAAAAGUGAAAAAACAAUCUGGCCAACAGAGACCAGUGUGUAGACAUUGUCCAUCAGGCCAAUCAAGACCUCUUCAAAUAUUUCCUAUGCAACAAAAUAGCUACCAACUUUCAAAUCACAGGAACUCAUCAGCUCUUAAAAAACCUAGAAUUAUCAAAUAUCAGCCAGGCAAAACUACUAAAAAGUUAUCAAGGAAACCUAAACCUUCCUGUGGGACAAAAUUUCAACAAAAGCCAAAAGUACCCAAACGACCUUCAAUUUCAAAUGGUCCAAGGAAAGGUCAUGGUCAAACCAAACCACAACCAUUAAGUAUCAAGAAAAUAUUCAGCCAAGCAAAACUCCAUAAAAAUCCAACCAUAAGGCAACAAAAGAGUCAAGUAAAAACUUGUCCAAAUAUUCCCAAACAUCAUCAGACUGGGCCCUUAGGGCAUUAUUUGAGUAAACCAAUAAGAAAACAAUCUGGCCAAAGAAAACCGGAGGCAAAAGCAACCAAGCAGAAGAAAAGCAGGAAAGCAAAGAAUCCACCCUAUUAUUCAAGACCUCCCCACCCAGUCCCUCAAUUUCAUCUCCCUGGUCAACCAAUACCUAGACCAAAGGUGCCCUAUCCUAACCCACUUUAUAUUCAUCUGUAUAAACCCAUCCAACACCCUGCCUCACACAUACAUUGUGGAAAGCAACUAGGUAAAAAGCACCAACUUCACCCACACAGAACUUGUCAAAAGCCAGCACUGAAACCUAAACCUGGAUUUCAGCAGCAUCAUCCAGGGAUACUUCCUACCACACAACCUGGAAAGUUGACAACAAAUCUCAAUCCAAAAACUUCUAAAACUGUAUCCUCGGGACCAUUUUUAGUGACCACCAAAGCCUCUGCAGCCAUUUCAUCUGGAUCAACUAGCAGAAAGCCCACCACAAACUCACUGGCAUCUACCACCAAAUCUUCCUCAACUUCUAAUCCAACAACCACAGCCGCAAAAUCCACUGUUUCCACCAAACCUGUGGUUAAUACUCCCAAAUCCUCCACAACUGCAAAGUCAGCAGUUCCUACCAACAAAUCUUCCAGCACUAAUGAACCUUCUACAACUAUCACUACACCUACUACCACAACCAAAGUUAUCUCCUCCACCAAAUCCAUCGCGAACUCUACGCCUGCUGCCUUCACAAUCAAAUCCACUACAACUUUAAAACCUGUGAUUUUCACUACCAAAUUGACCACCUCUCCCAAGCCUGGGGCACCUACCACCAAACCUACUACCAUCAUUAACACUGUAGCUGACACCAGUUCAUCUGCCACUGUAUUACUCAAACCAACUGAAAUUCCUAGUUUCUCUUCCACUGGCCCUACUACUAUAAAACCUGCCCAAAUGACCAAAUCCGUGGUGAAAACCACUAAAUCCCUUCCUACUACCACCAAAGUCAACAAACCUACCAGCUCAAUAUCCAUCACCAGAAGAACUCCUGCUUCUAAUUUCUCAACAAUUGUGGCAGAAACUACAUCUCCUCUCACAAAAUCAGUUUCUCCAUCUUUAUUAACCACCACUCCACCUGCUACUACCACUGUUUCACCUGCCAGUACAGCCACACUGUCCUCGGUCCCUGCUACAACUCUGGCAGGAAGCACCUUAAGAGCCGCAAAUACUACAAAGAUGCCAGCCACAACCACAGUUUCUCUCUCGACAGCAUCACCAAGACACACGUCUGCUGCCACCACAGCUGCCCCUACUACAUCUGCUCCCAAAGCUACUUUGCCCCCUCUCACCACAAAGGGUGUUCCCAACAAAGUAGGUAUCUCUACCACAUCUGUUGCUUUAACCACUCCUGCUCCCUCUGCCCUUCCUUCUUCAGCUUCUUCUACCUCCAUCACCAAAUCGUCUCUCUCCCCCACGGCUGCUGCCACCAAUCCCACAUCCACUGCUGAGGACACUACAGUUCCCAUGACCACAGCACAGGUUUUCACCAGCACCCCUGCUGACAUUACAUCUAUUUCUACGUCUGCACUGACCGCCACAUCUAUGUCUACGGGUUUAGAAGUUAGUGACACUACCUCUGACACUACAGCCACAGCGCCCAUGGAAACUACUGCUUCUCUUUCUAAAACCACGGGUGCUCAGUCCACCGCACCUGCUGCUCUAGGCACAACAAAAUACACAGUGAUCACCCCUGAAACAACCACGAAUCUUACGUCCACCACUACCACUACUCCUGAUAUGUUGCGUUCGACUACCAGAACAGACGCUGCAGCUCCACUCACCGACACAACCCAGAUCACUGCAGGUGAGACAUCAACACCUUACUCUAGCACAUCUGAUGACACCACACUUGAUUAUCAGCCUGAGCCUCCUGACUUCACCUCUGCUGCUUCCUAUACAUCACCUGCCACCACACAGCCCUCCACCUCCAAAGACAUUCCCUUGGCCACACCUGCUGCCACUAUAGCUGUUCCUACUGCUCUUCCUAAAACCACCUCUACUACUAACACAGAUCUUGUUACCACCCUGCCUGCUGCCUCAAAUAUUUCCACUCCUUCCGGCACCAUUCAAGCUGCCACCUCCAAAGCUGUACUUCCAACCACAGCCACUGCCACCUCUAUCUCUGGUGUCACUAGCCAAUCAGCUUCAUCGACCUCACUUGGAGCAGCAGCAUCCACAAGUAUCACCUCUACUACCACUAACGUGCCUCCUCUGACCACAGAGGCUCCUACCACAGUUUCUUCCACAGUCACUCCUUCCUCUGCUGCUUCUGUCACCACACAAGCUGCCACACACGUGUCUGCUCCUCUUAGCACCACACACAGGGCCACAGGUAUAGCCCUCCUCCCCAUCUCCUCCACUGGACCCAGCACCUCCCUUGCCAACACAACCACUGCUAUUCUUGACGCUUCCCCUCAGGCUGCCGCUAUCACUUCUCCAGCCCCCACUCCCGCUCCUUCCACCCCAGGUGCCUCCACUUCUGCUGCCACCAGCACUUUAUCAGCUUACUCCAUGUCUUCUAGCACUCGGCCAGCUUCCAUCACAUCUCCUGCCCUCGGUUCAUCAACAGCCACUGCGACCACUGCUGAAAUCACUAUGGGUGCUAUUUCCACUACUUCAUCUGACUCCUCUGCUCCUCACUCUACUACCAUAGGAGACACCACAACCUCUCCUACUGCCAUUGUACCAAGCACCCUGCUCACCACAGAUGAUACGACAACACUGAGCUCUGGCAUACUUGAUGACACCACUACCGACUAUGACCUUGACACUACCACUGCUGCCUCUGCCACAACCUCUCCAGCUCCUUCUACCACCUCAGAGCCCAACACUACCACUGAUGAUCACUCCAGCUCACCUGCUGCCACAAACAUUUCUUUUCCCUCUUCCACUAUACAGUCUGUCGCUACUACUUCUGACACCACCCCAGCUGCCACAGCCACAUUUGCUCCUGCAACAACCACUGCAUCUCUGACCACAACAGUAGCUGGGGUCACUAAUAAGCUGGCUUCUUCCACCACAGUUGGAACACCUCCAGCAACAUCCAUAAGUACCACAUCCGUGGCCACCAGCAUUCUGGCCGUGACCACAAAGGGUGCUAGCACCGAUGCUUCCACAUUGAUUUCCACCACAACUACCUCUGCUCCCUUUACCACAUCAGCUUCCACCUCCACUUCCCCUGCCGCCUCCAGCACACCCCCUCCUAACACAACCACUCCCGUCUCAUCUACCACAGUCAGGACACUAUCCUCUGCUGCCACCAGCACAUCAUUUACUACCAUGACAACUUCUGCUCCUUCUCCCACCACUCAGCCUGACACCACCACUGCAGCCACCAUCACACCUGCCUCUACCACCCUCCCCAUAGCCACCUCCACGUUGACUACCACUGAGCCCGUCACCUCCACAGUGGUCUCCUCCCCACCUACUACCAUCACUAGUGCUUCUGCUCUUCCCAGCACCUCACGGAGUACCACUAACACAGCUCUUCCUACCAGCUCAUCCACUGCAGCCACUAGCACAGCUCCAGCCAGCUCAACUACUUCUCCUCCCUUCACCACCACACAGUCUGUCUCUACCAGUUCCGCUGCCACAUCUGUCCCUACCACACCCACUACUAUAACCACCCCUGUCACAAAUGUUGCCACCUCCACAGUUGAAGUCAGUUCCUCGUCUGCUGCCACUAUGACACCUGUUACAAGCACACCUGCCCCUUCUACUUCCACACAGCCACCCACCAGCACAGCCCUGCUCUCUAUCUCCUCUGCUAUGAGCUCCAUCCCUGCCACUACAAUCAAAUACUCCUCAACUACCACUCAGGCUGACACCACCACUGCAGCCACCAUCACACCUGCCUCUACCACCCUCCCCACAGCCACCUCCACGUUGACUACCACUGAGCCCAUCACCUCCACAGUGGUCUCCUCCUCAUUACCUACUACCAUCAUUAGUACUUCUGCUCUUCCCAGCACCUCACAGAGGUGGGAAUCUUCCCCAACAACUGUAAGCACUAUACACAUGGCCACUCACAGCACCAUGGUUACUACAGCCAAUCCUACCACAUUAGCCUCUACAACCACUCCGGCUACUUCUACAGGCACACAGGCUACCACUGCCAUGCCUGGUCUCACUACCAGGUCUGCUAUUAUUAGCACCAUACCUACCACCACAAUGACUUCAGUUCUCCUGACCACCAUGUCUAGCACUUCAACCACUCCUUUCUUUAGUGUCUCAUCAACACCCACCAUGCCUGUUGUCACUACAGCUGCAACCACAGCAGCACCCUACAUCACUUCAACUGAUGCAUCCAACACACCUGUUUCCACCAAAGAGAUCAUUUCUGACAUCCCCAAGACUCCUUUGCUCACUACUACAUCUGAUUCUUCCAUACCUGAUGAUACUGCCACUCCUGACACUGCAACUCCAACUACUAUGACAACCAGUACUGACAUCACAGAUGAUGACACUUCAACACUUACCCCUAGCACAUUUUAUGAAACUAUACCUGAUGGUGAUGAUGGCACUACUAAGAAUAACACAGACGAACCCACAUCAGAUGAUUUUACAGAAAGUCAGACUCAAACUGAAUCAUCAUUUACUGCCCCACUACCAUCAAGCACGAUUUACAUGGAUUGAAUUUCUGAACCAAAUUUAACCUGAGACCAAAAUCUUAGCCCUACUACUCUUUCAAACAUACUAAAUUUUCUUCUAGCUAAAAAAAUGUUCAUUUCUAUUCUUAAUAUUUAAAGGAAGUUUAAAUUGCAUAAGUGUAUUUCAUUUCAGUGAAAUUUUCUAUUGCCUAUGAAAUUAAGACUUAGCUUUAAAUAGUACAAAUCAUGAUGACUUUUUUCUCAAAUCUAUACCCAAAAGAAAGAUUUAAGGAAAUUAUACCUAAACAUUAAUGGUGUUUGUUUUGGCGGAUGAGAUCUAGAUACUUCAGGACUGAGACAGAAUGGAAUCAUAUUUGACCAAAGAAAUUCCUAUACAGAAAAAUCCUAUCCAACACCUCUCCCUAAACCUAUCCAAUUCUCCAUAUCACCCAAUGAAUUCUACAAAUGCAUUCUGGACUUGAUAGAUACCCACAAAUACACAAAUGUAAAUCUUUAAGAAAUAUAAACAAUUUUAAAGUAAUCAAACUGCAAGCAAGUCAAUUUAUAAAGAAAAGUUAAUAAGUAAUUACUUACCAGUUAUUAGUAUCACAAAGAGAUCCUAAGUUAAAAGAGUCUUUAUCUGGGGUGCCUGGGUGGCUCAGUCAGUUAGGUGUCUGCCUUUGACUCAGGUCAUGAUCCUAAAGUCCCAGGAUGGAGCCCCUCAUCAGGCUUCCUGCUCAGUGGGGAGUCUGCUUCUCCCUCUGCCCCACCCCCCUGCUCAUGCUCUCUCUCUCUCUAAUAAUUUUUUUAAACAGAGUCUUUAUCCGUGAAGGUGCAAAAACAAUUAUAAGUGAAUUAAAAGGAUCCAGCAUCAUCACUGUUUGAAAAUCAAUAGAGACCACAGGAAAUAUAAAAUGCAAACAAUCUGAGCUCUCAUUCACAUGAGACUGGCCAUAAACAUGCACAUAGCUGCUGUUACCCAGGGCUCAUUUGAGUGAUAAGAUUAAGAUGUUCUCCAGGAAGAAUAAGCUAGAAGCAAUAAAAAUUUAAUUAAGAUUAAAA
Canis lupus familiaris (dog) is the source of this 8071-nucleotide messenger RNA. Its product is annotated as mucin-2-like. The transcript is spliced from 7 exons. The record is from RefSeq and is a predicted model, not a curated record. Bases 534 to 7055 code for a protein of 2173 amino acids. NCBI's taxonomy places the organism in Eukaryota, Metazoa, Chordata, Mammalia, Carnivora, Canidae.